AUGAAAAAACAAGCCUCAUCAUCAUCAACGCAAGAAGACAACACCUAUCAAGUCACAUGGGAGGAUCAAAAGAAAAUUAAUACAUUCAGUAGAAUCAUCCUACGAUUCAAUGAAUUGGAAAAGGAGAUUUCCGAUUUAAAAGAAGAAACAGCCAAAUUGAAUGAUGCCUCUGAUGAAAUUUUUAUUUCUGAUAAUAUUAGUUAUGUAGUUGGAGAAUUGUUUGUAGAAGUGAAUAGUGAUCAGGCUGAAAAACUGUUGGAGGCUCGGAAAGAACAAGUAAAAAGAGAAUUGAAGGAGAAACAACGAGAAUUUAAAGAAAUUGAAACCAAGAUGAAGGAAUUGAAAGCUAAUCUUUAUGCAAAGUUUGGUUCAAACAUUAAUUUAGAGGAAAGAGACAAACGGCAACGCAAGAACAAAGUUUCUUCUAUUCAAAGUGGUGAACAAGUACCAGGUUCAAUAAGCUACGGUACAAACGAUGAUCAAACCAACAAGAAUUCGUUGCAUAAUUCCAAUUCUAAAAAUGUGAACGCAUCACCACAUGACCGAUCCAAAAAGAAACGUGCUGGUGCUGGUAAUAGCUCGACCCGUAACCAAAGUCCUCAUCCAGGAUUGGUUUCUUCCAUUCCACCACAAGUGUCUCACAAUAAGGUGAAUGGAGAGGCUACAAUCUGCAUGGACAAGUCCUACACAAAAAAAUCAUCUGUACAUGAAAUCUGUACACAACAGAUUUCAAGCAUGUCGAAUUCGCAUUGUGGAUCCUUCAACGGAGAUUCACACUUUGAAAUGAAAAAGCAGUUACUGAAUGAAACUACACGUCGUGUCCUUUCCCUCUUAAAAGAGAGAGGAAUUGAAAAACGGGAAGAAAAAUAUCAAAUUCUCUGUGAAGAAGCCUAUGAUCACUUACCAAAAGUGAAUUCUGAAAUCGAAUUACUUGAUGGAUUUCGAAAAAGCUUUGAAUUAGAAAUGGAAAAGUGUGCGUUGAGAGAUCUCUCACAGACAAGCCUUCAAAAAUUGAAACAAAAACUCGUCAAAGAGGAACAUCGAGCUCUCAAUAGUCUUCUUCCCAUAUAUUCUAAAAGACAUGAAAUUUUGAAACAACUCGAACAACAUGAUGUCAUUAUUUGUAGUUGUUCAACAGCCACUGGAAAGUCCACUCAAAUUCCUCAAUAUCUCUAUGAAGCAGGAUACUCCAAAAUUGUUUGUACUCAACCAAGAAAGGUGAGUACAUUCAGUUUGGCUCAACGAGUAUUAGAAGAGACCAAGAAUGAUCGACAGGACCUGUAUGUCGGUUAUCGAACCAGCACUGCUUUCAAAUUUAAAAGAUCUCAUCCUUCGAGUAAUAGUAGUAGCAUCAGCAGCAUUGUUUAUGUAACAGAUCGAAUUUUACUCAAUGAGUAUCAGAAAGAUCCUCUACUCCUCUUAUAUCAAGCCAUCUUGGUGGAUGAAGUUCAUGAACGAUCUUCCUACACUGAUAUUUUAAUAUCCUUAUUGAAAAUUUGUGUCCACAAGAGAAGACAAUUCACACCUCAACAUCCUUUGAAAAUUAUUUUAAGUUCAGCCACAUUACAAACAGAACUCUUUUCUAAUUUUUUUAAUUGUCCUGUGGUGCACUUGUCGUACGAAAUGUAUCCUGUCCUUGAAUUCUAUCAACCUCAAAGACCAAAAAAUUAUGAACAAGCAAUACUCGAAAUUGUGUUAGAUAUUGUUCUCACCAAUCGACAUGAAGGAGAUAUAUUGGUAUUUUUGGCUAGUCCAGAAGAAAUUGACAAGUGUUGCAGAAAAACAAGACAAGUAUUGAAUUCUUGUGCUGUGUUUCCACUGUAUGGAAAGAUGAAUGAAAAAGAUAUUCAUGCUGUUUUUGAACACAAUGAAAAAAGAAAAAUAAUUUAUUCCACCAAUAUUGCAGAAACAGCUGUUACUAUACAUGGUGUGAGAAUUGUGAUUGAUUCUGGAGUUGUAAAGGAAAGAAUUUAUGAUCAUGAAAAGAAUAUGAGUAUUCUUAAAAUCUCUCCAAUUAGUCAAAGUAGUGCAACUCAAAGAAAAGGUCGUGCAGGUCGAUGUGACUCUGGAGUGUGCUAUCGUUUAUACUCUAAAAGUGAAUUUUAUCAAAUGAAACUGUUCACAGAACCAGAAAUGGCACGAUCUCAUUGGGGAAUGUCCAUCUUACAAAUUCUAUCGAGACACAACCACACACAACGUUUUCCAAACUCAAGUAUUGGAAUGAGCAUGGAGAUUUAUUGA
Molecule: messenger RNA, 2241 nt
Organism: Naegleria lovaniensis
Lineage: Eukaryota; Heterolobosea; Eutetramitea; Acrasida; Naegleriidae
Exons: 2
Coding region: 1-2241 (746 amino acids)
Biological process (GO): protein folding; spliceosomal complex disassembly
Cellular component (GO): prefoldin complex; intracellular anatomical structure; catalytic step 2 spliceosome
Molecular function (GO): RNA binding
Source: RefSeq, a predicted model, not a curated record